UAGAAUAAAAGUAAUAGAAAUUAAUACCCACCACAAAAAUCCAUAUUCACAAUUUAUUCUAUCGCUAUUUAAAAAAAUACUAAAAUAUUUAUCUUUUAUAAAUAGACUUAAUCCAUAAAUCGUAUAACAAAGGGUUAAGACAGCAAAGAAAUAAAAAAUGAUUUUUAAAAAACGAUUUCUUUUAUAAUAAUAGUUCAUAAAUUCUUUAUUGAGUUAAUUUUUUAAAUCCAUUUUUUCAAGUUCUGUAAAAUAAUACUAAAACUAUUAAUAUUAUUAUUCAUUUUCUUCCUCAGUUUUAUAUUCACCUAAUUUUUCGCAAAUAUAUUAUUUUCUUAUUUACGAUAUUAAUUAUAAAGAAAUUAAAAAAUUAUAUAAAAAUCUACAAAAAAAGAAAUAAGACCAUUAAAUAUUCCAAAGUUAUAAUUAACUAUCUUUACAUCUAUUAAUAUAAAUAAUUAAAGAAACAAAGGCAAUAAUUAAAUCUAUUAUUGAAUAUAAAUAUAUUUGAUUUUUAUUUUCCUUAAAUAUUUCUAAAAAUAAUUUAGAC
Ichthyophthirius multifiliis is the source of this 547-nucleotide messenger RNA. RefSeq lists its product as hypothetical. The record is from RefSeq and is a predicted model, not a curated record. The transcript has a single exon. The annotation marks the transcript as partial. Lineage: Eukaryota; Ciliophora; Oligohymenophorea; Hymenostomatida.